Messenger RNA from Elaeis guineensis (African oil palm), 1989 nucleotides. Its product is annotated as probable magnesium transporter NIPA8. Lineage: Eukaryota; Viridiplantae; Streptophyta; Magnoliopsida; Arecales; Arecaceae. Gene Ontology annotation, biological process: magnesium ion transport. The record is from RefSeq and is a predicted model, not a curated record. Gene Ontology annotation, cellular component: membrane. Gene Ontology annotation, molecular function: magnesium ion transmembrane transporter activity.
GAUGAUGAGCAACGACGAGAUUUGGAAGCGCGAUUAAUAUUUGAGGAUGAAAAAUUAGCAUAUGAUACUGGUAAUAUUUGACGGUUGAGGACGGCGGGAGAAGCGGUCGGUCGGUGUCGCGCACGCAUCCAUCCGCCCAUCUUUCCCUCCUCGCAUAAUCGGGAGAGAGGCGUCGACCGUCGCUGCCUCGCCUUCCCCCUACCUUCCUUUCCUUCCCUUUCUGGCGGCGAGAGCGAGAAUUUCUUUUUUUUUUUUUUAAUCUCCCAUCGAUGGUUUGAUUCGUUUCUAGGGUCAGAAGUAGCUCCGGAAGACGGAUUGUGAACGGAUUUGGUGAGCACAAAGAGCUUCACUGAUGAUUUGAGGAGACCUUGACAAUUGCUUAAAGGAUCUGCUGUUAAACACAACACUAUGCGAUCAUCAGCAACUACAAAAGUAAAGAACUGGCUUUUGUUAUAAUAUAGGAGUUCUUCAGCAGCAUUUGAUCCAUGGGCGAGUGGGUUAUUGGUGCAUUGAUCAACAUAGUUGGAAGUAUUGCCAUAAAUUUUGGAACUAACCUUCUAAAACUGGGUCAUGAUCAGCGAGAAAAACUUUCCACACUUGGGGGCGAUGGAGCCAAUGGCAAAUUUAUUCUGAAACCAAUCAUAUAUUUUCAGACAUGGAGAGUUGGUAUUCUCUUUUUUGCUUUGGGGAACUGCCUUAAUUUCAUCUCCUUCGCAUAUGCUGCACAGUCACUUCUUGCAGCCCUGGGGUCGAUACAAUUUAUAUCAAAUAUUGCAUUUGCUUACUUUGUCUUAAGUAAGACAGUGUCAGUCAAAGUUAUGGUAGCAACAGCUUUUAUUGUUUUUGGCAAUAUCUUCCUAGUUUCUUUUGGCAAUCACCAGUCACCUGUGUACACACCUGAGCAGUUAAUUGCUAAGUACAGCAAUUUAGUGUUUCUCCUUUAUUGCCUGAUGUUGGUGUUGGUUGUUGCUGGAAAUCACUAUAUUUACAGGAGAGGAGAGGCUUAUCUUGCACUUUCUGGAAAAGAUUUUAGCCCCUAUUGGCGCACGCUUCUGCCAUUUUCAUAUGCCACUGUUUCUGGUGCUGUAGGAUCCUGCUCAGUGUUGUUUGCAAAAUCAUUGUCUAACAUGCUGAGACUGACCAUUGGCAGCAACUAUCAACUGCAUAGCUGGUUUACAUAUUCCAUGCUUUUGUUGUUUUUUAGCACAGCAGGAUUUUGGAUGGCGAGAUUGAAUGAAGGAUUGUCUCUGUUUGAUGCAAUCCUCAUUGUUCCCAUGCUUCAGAUUGCAUGGACCUUCUUUUCUAUCUGUACAGGAUUUGUAUACUUUCAAGAAUAUCAAGUAUUUGAUACUCUAAGAAUAACAAUGUUUCUCUUGGGUAUGACAUUUGUAUUUGUAGGCAUUUCCCUGUUGGCACCUGAUGAUGUCAAAGGAAGUGAUGCAAAGGAUUCUUCUUUGCCUUCCUCAACAGCUCAAGGUGUUGCUGAUAUAAACAGAUUUGUCAAGCUACCAUCAGAAGAGGCUGAAAUAAAUGAUGUGACAUCUUUCAUGAAUGUGAUGAGGACAAAAGCAAACUCUAUUAUAGUGAAGGCAAAGGCUGCUUGCUCACUCUCAUUAGGUCUAGGUGAGGAGUCAAUUAGUGCUUCUUCGGUGCUUGUAAUGCCUAUGGUGUCUUCAAGGACAACUGGUUUUAGAGGAACCGUUUUUGAACGGGCAAAGUUCAUUCCUGUUAGAAGUUCUAGUUGGAGCUAUCCUUCUAUUGAUGAUGAUCUUGAUCAUGAUGACGCAGAAUUGCAGGACACGAGGACUCUGCUUUCAUAGAGCCAUGGGUAUAGGUGGUGUGAAUUUGUUGUUUGUUGAUGAGAUGGUUAUUUUUUAUAACUUGUAUUUUGAAUGUAUAGAUUUAUAAAUUUUCCUUUUUAAAAAAUCCUUCUGUCAUCAAAAUUGAAUUUGUCAGACCUUGGUUAUAUAUGAAUCCCUGUUUCCGGAA